AUGAAAGAUGCGAUUCAAGACUUUCCCGUCAACUUGUUUUUCUGGUAUUUCGAGUCCCAGUCGAAACCAGAGGCUUCGCCACUUUCAAUAUGGUUGCAAGGGGGGCCGGGAGGAUCGUCCAUGUUCGGUGUCUUCGUGGAAAAUGGCCCUUGUAAUGUCAGUAAUGACUCUAGGAGAACAAGUGCAAACGGCUAUUCCUGGACGAAAUAUGCCAACAUGCUAUAUAUCGACCAACCUGUCCAGACCGGCUUCAGCUACGAUGUGCUGACCAACGGGAGUCUGGACCUGCUUUCAGGGAACAUAACUCCGCAAUCAGUUGAUGUGCAAUCAUUGAAUCGGCUUACUCGUCCGGGCACCUUCGGCAGCCAAACGCUUACUGCUACUGCCAACACUACCACCAACGCAGCACGACAUCUCUGGAACUUCGCCCAGGUGUGGCUUCAAGAGUUCAACGUCUACAAGAACAAGACCCGCAAUGACAGAGUCAGCAUUUGGACUGAGUCAUAUGGGGGACGUUAUGGUCCCGGGUUUGCGGCUUACUUUCACAAGCAAAAUGGCAAGAUUAACAGCGACAAUGGCACUUUCAAACCCAUCAACUUGGAUACCUUGGGGGUCAUCAAUGGAUGUAUAGAUCUCCUGACGCAGGAAACAUCUGACCCAGAAUAUGCCUACGACAAAAACACUUUCGGAAUUGCUGCCAUCAAUCGCUCCCAAUACGACGCGGCAUUGAGCGCCUAUUCAAGGUCAGGCGGGUGUCAAGAUCAGAUACAGAGUUGUCUUCGGCUUGCGAAAGAGAAAGAUCCAGACAUGUACGGGAAUGUGACGGAAGUCAAUCAGGCCUGUAACAAGACCAGUAACUUCUGCCAAGCCGAAGUGGAGGGGCCGUACAUCUUCACCAGCAAAAGAGGCUUUUACGAUAUCUCCCACUGUAAUUUGGAUCCGUUUCCACCGAACUAUUUCAUCGGGUAUCUGGCCGAAGACCGGGUCCAGCAGGCUCUGGGGGUUCCUGUGAACUUUACUCUCCUCUCGAAUACCGUCGGGAAAGCGUUCAACGAUACAGGUGACUACCCGAGACGAGACCGGAAGGGCUAUCUCGGAGAUAUAGGCUACCUCCUCGACUCGGGCGUGCAGGUAGCCCUGGUGUACGGGGAUCGUGACUUUGCCUGCAACUGGGUGGGGGGCGAACGCGCCAGCCUUAAUGUCAGCUAUAGAUCAUCAUCCAAGUUCAGAGAGGCGGGAUACGCCAACAUCACUAGCAGCAACUCCACCGUCUGGGGACAAGUUCGCCAGCAUGGGAAUUUUUCAUUCAGCCGGGUCUACCAGUCGGGACACAUGGUUCCCUCCUAUCAGCCGGAAGCGGCGCUGGAGAUCUUCCGGCGGGUGAUGACGGGCAAGGAUGUUGAGACCGGAAAAACCCGCAUCACCGAUGGCUACUCGACAAACGGCUCCGAGCAAUCCACGCACACCGACGGAGUCCCUCCGGCACCGGCUCCCACAUGCUAUCUUCUAGCCUUGGCGGGAACAUGUGCAGAGAACCAAAUCAAUGCAGUGAAAAAUGGAAGUGCCAAGAUCGAGAACUACGUGAUCACGAGCCCUGGCCAGGCCAAUGGCACGUGCCCCUAUACUUCUGCAUCUAAAAGUUCCGCUCGUGCGGGAUUAUCCCGCGGUCACUUGGUCCGUGGGUUCUAA
Aspergillus tanneri is the source of this 1689-nucleotide messenger RNA. RefSeq lists its product as uncharacterized. The coding region runs from base 1 to 1689 and encodes 562 amino acids. Gene Ontology annotation, cellular component: fungal-type vacuole. Lineage: Eukaryota; Fungi; Ascomycota; Eurotiomycetes; Eurotiales; Aspergillaceae. The transcript has a single exon. Gene Ontology annotation, molecular function: serine-type carboxypeptidase activity. The record is from RefSeq and is a predicted model, not a curated record. Gene Ontology annotation, biological process: proteolysis.